GCACACACACACACACAAACGCAGAGCGAACGAGAGAGGGAGAGUGAAAGAGAGCGAGCGAGAGCGAGUAGGAGGGAACGGGAGCGAUAAGCAGCCAUAGAAAGAGAUAGCACUCGUGCGAUUCACACCAGUUUGAGUCGGAGAGCGGCGUCCGCAUCGAAAUUCAGUUUAUUCCGAGACGUUGUCCAGGGCACGUCGCAUUCAAGAGAUCGCUUUGAAAUACCAGACACAAGUGAAAGAUACAUUUACGUAAAGAUACGCAAAAUACACAGAGAAUAGAGAAACCAAAGCAAAGCAAAGCAAAGCAAAGCAAAGAACAGUAGAUUGAUUCUACAGUGAAGAACAAGUGAAGUUUCGAGAUCAGUUCAAACCAAAUACAAACGGGGAUUACCAUGUCUUCCACAUCCGCCUCGCCGAUCAGCAACAUAACCGUCGACGACGAGCUCAACAUCAGCAGAGAACAAGACUUUGCCGACGACGAUUUCAUUGUGAUUAAAGAGGAGCGCGAGAGCAGUCUCUCCCCAAUGCUGACACCGCCGCACACACCCACAGAGGAGCCCCUGCGGAGGGGACACUCCACAAGCGCCGAUGAGGCGGUGGCCACACAGCUCCAUAUGCGGCACAUGGCACAGUACCAACAGCAGCAACAGCAGCAGCAGCAGCAGCAACAUCGCCUCUGGUUGAUGCAGCAGCAGCAGCAGCAACAGCAUCCCCACUACCCCGUCUAUGCGGCGGCUGCAGCCGGAGCUGCAGCCAGUGCCGAUCCCGUGGCCGUGCACCAGCAGCUGAUGAACCACUGGAUCAGGAACGCCGCCCUCUACCAGCAGCAGCAACAGCAGCAGCAGGCGGCACAGGCCCAGGCGCACCACCAUCCGCACCACGCCCAUGCCCACCCACACCACCACUCGCACCACGCCCAUGCCCACCCACAUGCCCAUCCACACCAGCAUCCGCACCAUCCGCACGGUGUGAGGCCGUACCCCACGGGACUGCAUGGACUCCACAUCGCAGCUGGCCGCCACUUCGGCGCCCUGCCCACCAUGAAGCUGAGCGGAGCCCCGGGAGCGGGCGGAGCCACUGGCUCCGGCAGCAGCCGACCAAAGAAGCAGUUCAUCUGCAAGUACUGCAACCGGCAGUUCACCAAAUCCUACAACCUGCUCAUCCACGAGCGCACCCACACGGACGAGCGGCCGUACUCCUGCGACAUUUGCGGCAAGGCCUUCCGGCGGCAGGAUCAUCUGCGGGACCACCGCUACAUCCACUCCAAGGACAAGCCCUUUAAGUGCAGCGACUGCGGCAAGGGCUUCUGCCAGUCUCGCACCCUGGCCGUCCACAAGGUCACCCACUUGGAGGAGGGCCCCCACAAGUGCCCCAUCUGCCAGCGAAGCUUCAACCAGCGGGCGAACCUCAAGAGCCAUCUGCAGAGCCACAGCGAGCAGAGCAGCAAGGAGGCCACCACGUCACCCACCUCGCCCACAUCCCCCAGCGGUGGGGCACCAACCCAGGCAUUGAGCUCGCCUCAACCUGAACAGUUGGUGCACCAUCACCAUCAUAAUCAGCACCACCACAUGCCCGUCCUGGAUCUGUCCUCGUCGUCAUCCGCCUCGUCCGCCACCACGGCGAAGCCCAAGCGCACUCUGGGCUUCACCAUCGACGAGAUCAUGAGCAGAUAGAGAGAUGCACGGAGACCGAACCGAAGGUUAAUCCAUUCUUGGUUUGUGUUUAGAGUCAUCCAGAGUUGGCCCGGCCAGGCAUGGGAAGUGCCUGGCCCGGACCUCGCACAGAGUCCAGCUCGAAUCCUGGCCAAAGGGACGCCACAUCCUCGCCAGCACACCCCGCAAUCGCACCCAGUGAGAGGAGUUAAAGUAGCAGCAGCAGUGGAGAUGCUAUCAGUCAGAAUUAGUGCAAUCGGUUCUAUAUGGAAUAGAUAUAUAGAUGCCGGCAUUGUCCUAGCCAAAGCCAAAGCAAAGAUACAGAUACAGAAACAGAUACGAAAGAGAAGAUACGAAAAGUAUUGCAAACACACACGCCUCCUACAAAACAAUUCCAAAACAUUACACAGUCGAAUCGAAUCGAAUUGAAUCGAACUUCGCUGUCGAACUGUAAAACUAUUAUUUAAUUAUAUACCUGUAAUAAUGUAACUAUAGUUUAAUUAAAGUUAAUAUAUGGUACCUUAUAGCCAAUUAAGUAAACCAAAUGUUAUGUUACAAUAGAUCAAUCAAUCAAUCAAUCAUUUAAACCAAUCCCAGACAAACCAAACCUCACACCCGUUCUUGGUUAUUGAAAGACUGUUUUCGUAAUAGCUUUUACCAUUAUACAUAUUUGAAUAAAUCAAUCCGUGGAUUGUUCAAUGCGUUAAACCAAACCAAGUCCCAUGAUUAUUAUUUCUCAUAAUGAUUCCCUAUAUAUGAUUCAUCAUUAGAGUUACCUUUAGAAUUUCCCCCCCUAUCAAACGUGACUUAACACAAAGAUACAACGAUCUCAUUGUCGCCUAUAGCCUGUAUAUAUAUUAUGUAUGUUCGCAUGUAUCAAAUAUUUACCAUUGCAUGCGCCCAAAAUGAUAUGAAGCUAUCACAAGAAAUAUAUACAUAUGUAUGGAAA
Messenger RNA from Drosophila obscura, 2601 nucleotides. It is a transcript of the gene odd, whose product is annotated as protein odd-skipped. The transcript is spliced from 2 exons. Gene Ontology annotation, cellular component: nucleus. Bases 393 to 1673 code for a protein of 426 amino acids. Gene Ontology annotation, molecular function: DNA-binding transcription factor activity, RNA polymerase II-specific; RNA polymerase II transcription regulatory region sequence-specific DNA binding. The record is from RefSeq and is a predicted model, not a curated record. NCBI's taxonomy places the organism in Eukaryota, Metazoa, Arthropoda, Insecta, Diptera, Drosophilidae. Gene Ontology annotation, biological process: embryo development; regulation of transcription by RNA polymerase II; embryonic pattern specification.